AACUGUAAAGAAUUUCACCUGUGGUGUAAUUUCACAAUUAUUCAUGUAAAUUUAAGAUAUCGUUUUCAGUAUAUAAAGAACUUAGCAACUAAUGGUGCUUAAAAUGUAGGCAAAAGAGAAGAAGAGAAAAAACAAACACAAAACAAUAUUUAGCUAUAGUGCUAAGUUGCUUUUGUCUAUUUUUUACUCCCCUGUUCCACUAUACCUACAAUAGUUCAUUCGACAGACACACUGCUGCUUCAGCGGGAUAACAGAAAGAUGAUCCUUGAGACAUCCUAGUGGCUGUUUAUUAUAGUGAUGCAGGUAGGCUGCAUGGUAAAGGAAGCGUUGAUCUUCGGACUACAGCAGCGCAACAGAGGGAAUAUGAGUUCCGGCUUGGGCCACUGAAAGGGAGUGAUAAUCGGUGAACGCGCUCCGGUGACCGCACGGCCAGAUUAUGCAGCAUCCUUUGGACAUGGGGGCGCAUUACUAUCCUCCGGAUGUUCAUGCAGACCACAGAACUCAUCGCUACAGGAGUUUCAUGAUAGAGGAGAUCCUCACAGAUCACCCGGAGCACAAAGCUUCGGCUCCGGCCGGGGAGCUGCUCAAAUUCGGAGUACAAGCUCUACUCUCCGCGCGGCCUUUCCACAACCAACUGGUGCUUAAAGCCGACCAGACGAGCCUCCUAAAGUUCCCCAUGUCCCCGCUGUCCUGCUCGCUGGGCUCCCCGCUCCUGUCCGCGGCCCCGGGCCUGCAGGUAGGCGCGGCGUCCCACCACCUGCCACUGGACCUCCACCUCCGCGGGAAGCUGGAGCACGGAGCCGACGCCGGCAGCAAGACCAAGAAGGGCCGCCGCAGCCGCACCGUGUUCACCGAGCUGCAGCUGAUGGGCCUGGAGAAACGAUUCGAGAAGCAGAAGUACCUUUCUACACCCGACAGAAUAGAUCUCGCAGAGUCUCUCGGUCUGAGUCAGCUCCAAGUGAAAACAUGGUACCAGAACAGGAGGAUGAAAUGGAAGAAAAUUGUGCUGCAGGGCGGCGGCCUGGAGUCCCCGACCAAGCCCAAAGGUCGCCCUAAGAAGAACUCCAUCCCCAGCAGCGAGCAGCUCUCUGAGCAGGAGCGAUCCACCGCAGAGGCUGACCGGCCAGAUGGCUCCAGCUCCCACUUAGAGAACGCUCAGGAGGAAUGACCGGCCUCUUUAUCUAUGAACCUGUGGGACGCUCAGAGUGCCUGAAAAAAGGGGGAUUUUUUUGCUGGACCGUACGGCCACCUGGUGCGAAAAAAGAAAAGAAAAAGAAAAAGAAAAAAAAAGCCCUACAGAAACCAAACGUGCACGAGGCGACAUCCUCCAGCAGCCCGGCGUUUUUGUGGCAUUCCCUCGUGAUGCUGCUGUUGAGGAGGGGACUCAAAUCUUUGCAGUAGGUCUAACUCUUUAUAUUCUAAGGAUCAGCUCUCACUUAUCUGUCCUGCAUUCCCUUUGUGUAACUUUGCAUUUGAUUAAUUAUUAAAUAUAUUUUCACUAA
Messenger RNA from Oreochromis niloticus (Nile tilapia), 1502 nucleotides. It is a transcript of the gene barx1, whose product is annotated as BARX homeobox 1. The transcript is spliced from 6 exons. Bases 437 to 1168 code for a protein of 243 amino acids. The record is from RefSeq and is a predicted model, not a curated record. Lineage: Eukaryota; Metazoa; Chordata; Actinopteri; Cichliformes; Cichlidae. Gene Ontology annotation, molecular function: DNA binding; DNA-binding transcription factor activity, RNA polymerase II-specific. Gene Ontology annotation, biological process: regulation of DNA-templated transcription.